AUGGCUACCUGAUCUAAUUUUAAUUUACAAAAUAGAGCUUCUCCAUUAAUAGAACAAAUUAUUUUUUUUCAUGAUCAUACUUUAAUUAUUUUAAUUAUAAUUACUAUUUUAGUUGGUUACUUAAUAAUUAAUUUAUUUUUUAAUAAAUAUAUUAAUCGAUUUUUAUUAGAAGGUCAAAUAAUUGAAUUAAUUUGAACUAUUAUUCCAACAAUUACUUUAAUUUUUAUUGCUUUACCUUCUUUACGUUUACUUUAUCUUUUAGAUGAAUUAAACAAUCCUUUAAUUACUUUAAAAUCAAUUGGACAUCAAUGAUAUUGAAGUUAUGAAUAUUCUGAUUUUAAUAAUAUUGAAUUUGACUCUUAUAUAAUUAACUAUGAAAAAUCCAAUAUUAAUAAUUUUCGAUUAUUAGAUGUAGAUAAUCGAAUUAUUUUACCUAUAAAUAAUCAAAUCCGAAUUAUAGUUACCGCUACAGACGUUAUUCAUUCAUGAACUAUUCCAUCUUUAGGGGUUAAAAUUGAUGCUAAUCCUGGUCGUCUUAAUCAAACUAAUUUAUUUAUUAACCGACCUGGUAUUUUUUUUGGUCAAUGUUCUGAAAUUUGUGGAGCUAAUCAUAGUUUUAUACCUAUUAUAAUUGAAAGAAUUACAAUCAAAAAUUUUAUUAAUUGAAUUAAUAAUUAUUCUU
Papilio polytes (common Mormon) is the source of this 682-nucleotide messenger RNA. The record is from the annotation of a RefSeq genome assembly. NCBI's taxonomy places the organism in Eukaryota, Metazoa, Arthropoda, Insecta, Lepidoptera, Papilionidae.